AUGAGUUUGUUUUCCGGAAAGAAUUUGCUUGGAACUCCUCAUCGAGUUUCCAACGGGUCUAACAAGAACAAGCUUGAAUUCACGCCUAUAGGCGUAUCGAAAGGUAGAAAUAUUGGAAGUAUAGGUGGGUAUGAUUUGUCACCGCCAAGGUCCAAAUCAAGGUCUACAUACACUGCAAGGCAGCCAUUAAACGAACAUAAAAUAAAUCAAUCGUAUAACGAGUCAAGCUUUGAUAAUACGCUAGAUAACUUCAACACAACUAUCAAUUCAUUCCUGAAACAGCCGAUUUCGAGUAAGAAUACGGCUGCUUCUAUACCACCUAAAUUGUAUCCCGAGCGGAACCAUAUUUUGAAUAAUGGGAUGAAUUCAAUCAAAGAACAACAAGUGGAAAACCACAAGCUUGAAACAGAGAAUUAUAAUUUGAAGAUUAAAUUGGCCACACUAACACGAUUUUUUGAUCAGACUCCGGAAGAACAACGUGAAUUGGUUACACAGAACAUUGAUUUGAAGCAGCAGCUCAUGGAGUCAGCAAGAGAAAUAAAGCAGUUGAAAGAAGCGAUAACAGACUUGCAAUAUCUGUCUAAUAAGGAGAAUUCUGGCAAUUCAGCUCAAAACAUAGAAGAAAUGAGAUUAGAAUACAAGCAACUCUUGAAUGAAAGGGAAGCAAAAUUAUCCGAAUAUGAAAGACAAAUUAUGUCCAUGCAAGAAGAGAUGGUUUCUAAUAAUAACCACCGCGUAUCAGACGACUUGUUAGAUAAACUUGAACAUUUGCAACUGGAUAACCAAUCAUUAAGACGUCAAAUUGACUCAUUAAAAAUCACCAUUAACCAACUAGAACACGAUAAUGAUGCCGUGGGCAACAACUUCGAUGAUAUUCACGAACAAUUGGAAAGCAAGGAUGUCCAGAUCCGAGAUUUGCAGGCUGAUUUAUCGAAUUGGAAGGAAAAAUACGAGUUUUUGAAUUCUGAAUACAGAGGUUCUACAGAUUCAAAUAACGAUAAUCUUAAGCAAUCAAAACAAGAAAUAAUGCACUUGAAUUCAAAAAUUAAAGAUCUUGAAUACAAAUAUAUGAAUGCCAAGAAUAUGCUAGAACAGAAAGAUGAAGAUUUAAAUAAGAUGAUGGAGAGUAUAAAUGGUGAUAAAAACAUUGUCGAUAAACUUGAUAGGAGGAUUGAUUCGUUAACAAGACAAUUGAAAGAAAAGGAUAAGGAAGAGUACAAUUUGCGAAGCCAGAUUAAAGCUUUACUUGAUCAGCGAACGUCUAAUAAGGAUAAUGAUUAUCAAUUUUACGAAUCAGAAAUCGAGUCUUUGAAACUCAAGGAGAAGCGAGUUUCAGAACAGAAUAACAAAUUAAGAAUCGAGGUAUCUGAAUUGCAAGAUCAGCUCUACCAAAUUAAUACCAAUUCGAAUAGUCACGACCAAAGACUAAAAAAGCUUCAGGAGCAGAAGCAGGAACUUCAAGAUAGGCUUGCAUAUUAUGAAAAUGAAUACGAAAUACUAGAAAAAGCUUUUAAUAAUGCUGAGUUGGAGUCUGAUUCGCUUAAAAGCCAACAAUUAAAGGCAGACGAAAGGAUUAUAAACUUGGAAAAUGAAAAUCAAUUGUUACUGAAACAGUUGAAGAGUAGCUCCGCAAAACUGAAUAAUUCAGCGUUACUUGAAUUAGAAAAUUUUAAUAGAAAACAACUUGAAACUGAAAGAAAGCAAUUGAUCGAAGAAGUUGACUCUUUAAAGUUUGACUUGAAAAGAGUUACGAAUGAAUUGGAAUUUGCUAAGCAUAAUAAACCUGUUGACAUAAAUAAUCAAUUUUUGGACUCUGAGUAUCAGAAAUUACUUAUGGAAAAGAACAAAUUACAGUUCACAGCUGACGAUAAUGAAAUAAGGUUCAGAGAGUUAGAUGCGAAGUGUAGAAAGCUUCAAACCAUUAUUGAUGACAAAGAGUCCAUAAUUGAAAACUUAGAGGCUAAAGUUAGGGAGGUCGACCGUAAUAAUAAAUUGAAAUUUCUUGUUGAAGACGACGAAAAAACUGAGUUACUAAAAGCCAAGUCAAAUAAUGAAUCAAAGAUGAGACUUUUACAACUUGAGAACGAAAAUUUACAGAAGGAAUUUGAAACCCAAAUUAAUUUCUAUAAGAAUAAACUAGAGAUUUUAUUGCAACGUCAAGAAGAGGACAUAUAUAAUAACAAUCACAACAAAAAAAAUUACGAAAAUCAAUCUUCGUCUAUUGUUUUGUUACUUGAAAAACAAUUAGAAGAUUCUCAAGCUCUACGGAAUGAGAUUUCCCAAAAGCUUAGUGAUCAAAUAGCUACAAAUGACGACUUAAAAUGGAAAUAUGAAAAGCUACAGAAAGACAACGAACAGCUUGUUGAACUUAGCAAUGCAUUUGACAAGAACGAAAAAUUUGUUAAAUUAGAAAACAGCCAGCUUGAAAUGAGAAUGAAAAAGCUUACACAAGAAUUGAACAAUACAACCAGACACUGCUCUAAGCUAGUAAACAAAGUGAAGGAAUUUAAGCAACGUGAAUUAAUUAAUGAGAAAUAUAAAACCGAAGACAACGACUGGAACAAAUCUCGUUUAACAAGUAAAUGUCAUGAUCUACAAGCACAUAAUUCAUAUUUGCAAAAUAAAUUAGACAAUAUUAAUUCAAAACUUGCGUCGACUUAUAUUUCCUCCCCUUCAGAUAAUUCUAAAAAGAUAAAACUUUUAGAGAAUGAAUUACAUUACUAUAGGGCGAAAUUAUAUGAUAUAAAUUUGAGAUCUAAUGAUUUAGAAAUCAUGUAUCAAUUCGUUAUGAAUGCUAUCAAGAACUCAAAUAGGUUAAUCAAGAAUGAUAUCAUAAAAUUGACUCAAUGUGGCAUCUAUCCAGAUUAUGCCUCGAUGAAUUUGCAAAGAAUACAAAAGGGCGAUAAAUUAUCCUUCAAAGUCUUAUCGAAGUUCGUGUUAGCUAUGGUAAGGAUUAGGAGAAGAUCAGAAAAAGCUGAAAAAAGGAAAAUUAGACUAUUCGAAUUAAAGAAUGAAAUAGAAACAGACAAGAUCACCUUACUUGAGUGA
Debaryomyces fabryi is the source of this 3048-nucleotide messenger RNA. RefSeq lists its product as uncharacterized. The transcript has a single exon. The record is from RefSeq and is a predicted model, not a curated record. Gene Ontology annotation, cellular component: microtubule organizing center. Bases 1 to 3048 code for a protein of 1015 amino acids. NCBI's taxonomy places the organism in Eukaryota, Fungi, Ascomycota, Pichiomycetes, Serinales, Debaryomycetaceae.